Messenger RNA from Hirundo rustica (Barn swallow), 1985 nucleotides. It is a transcript of the gene MXRA8, whose product is annotated as matrix remodeling associated 8. Bases 326 to 1636 code for a protein of 436 amino acids. Lineage: Eukaryota; Metazoa; Chordata; Aves; Passeriformes; Hirundinidae. The transcript is spliced from 12 exons. Gene Ontology annotation, biological process: cell adhesion; establishment of glial blood-brain barrier. Gene Ontology annotation, cellular component: cell surface; membrane. The record is from RefSeq and is a predicted model, not a curated record.
GUUUCUUGGAAUUUGUUUGGAAGUGUCUGCUUCUGUCUGAUGCUGGAGACAGGAUCCUGGACUGGGCAAAGUUCUGAUCUGGAUGCUCCCAAAGUUUCUCCUGUUGCAGCUGUCUUUGGAGACCGGAGCUGGAAGUAAAACCAUAUGAAGAGACCAAGAUCAAAACCCCAUUGAAGGCAGCUGAGUAAAAUCCCGUCUGGAGGAGUGUCAGACAAAGGGAGGAACAGCUGGAUCAACUACAGAAAAGAAAGUUAAAGGAAAAAAAUAAAAAAAAAGCCUUCAGCUUGUUUUUCGAGAGAGGCGAAAACUUCGAGAAGCCGAAGAAAUGGAGCAACUUGCAAAACUCCUCCUGUGGCAGAUUUUGCUUCAGCAGAGUUCUGUGAGCUCGUAUUCAGUCCCAGCCGACGCCUCCAACCCGGCCAGCGUGGUGGUGUCCGUGCUGAACGUCAGCGCCGUGCUGGGCUCCCAGGCCGUGCUGCCCUGCAAGAGCCACCGCAUGGUGUGGACGCAGGACCGCCUCAACGACCGGCAGCGCGUGGUGCACUGGGACCUGCUCAGCUCCUACUACGGGGACAGCAGGAUGGAGAGGCUCUGUGACAUGUACUCUGCCGGGGACCAGCGUGUCUACAGCUCCUACAACCAGGGCAGGAUCCUCAUGCCUGAGAACGCCUUUGCGGACGGGAAUUUCUCGCUGGUGAUCAAAGGCGUUGCAGAGAGUGAUGAGGGCACGUAUUCCUGUAACCUUCACCAUCACUACUGCCACUUGUACGAAACUGUGAAAAUCCAGCUGGUGAUCGCCAAGAGAGGCGAGGCGGCCAGCGAGUACUGGGACGGCGAGAAGCCGGUGCUGGUGGCCCCGGAGGGCAGCACGGUGACGCUGCCGUGCGUCAACCGCGACCACAUCUGGACGGAGCGGCACAGCGAGGAGGAGCAGCAGGUGGUGCACUGGGACCGGCAGCCCCCCGGCGUGCCCCACGACCGCGCCGACCGCCUGGUGGACCUGUACGCGUCGGGCGAGCGCCGCUCCUACGGGCCCCUGUUCCUGCGGCAGAAGAUGAACGUCACCCGCGGCGCCUUCGCCCUCGGCGACUUCUCGCUGCGCAUCUCCCGCCUGGAGAGCGCCGACGAGGGCACCUACUCGUGCCACCUGCACCACCACUACUGCGGGCUGCACGAGCGCAGGAUCUACCACGUGUCCGUGACGGAGCCGGAGAGGGAGAGGAAGGUGGUGAACCUCACCACGCACCCCGUGGCCCCGGCUGCAGAUCCAAACGUGGUCAGGGGCCACAACGUCAUCAAUGUCAUCAUCCCUGAGAGCAGGAUGCACUUUUUCCAGCAGCUGGGCUACGUCCUGGCCACUCUGCUGCUCUUCCUCGUCCUCCUCAUCAUCGUGGUCCUCGUCACCCGCAAGCGCCGGCAGAGAGGUUACGAAUACAACGUGAAGAAAUACGGAGAGAAGGAUGUGAACCUUAAAGAAUUUACAGUGGACACGACAGAUCUGACCCCUCACAAAAGUGAAGACAUCAGGCUGGAUUACAAAAACAACAUCCUGAAGGAGAAGGCUGAGCAAGCCAGAAGCUUCCCAGCAAAGAACAUCGAUUUAGACAAAGAUUUCAGGAAGGAAUAUUGUAAAUGAAGACGCUCCCAAGCUGCUGGCUGGACCAGAAGCUUCCAUCAGAGAUAGAUAACGUGGAAGAGAGAUGGCUUUUCUUAAUCCCAUCUCCCUCCAGUUCCCAUAGGAUUUUUCCCACAUCCACUUUCUCCCCCCCACAAGGGUGCAAAUGCUUCAUGAAAGACUCAAACUGUCUCGUGUGCAUUUAUGGGCUUGGGUUGCCUUUUCUUCCUCUGUUCUCCCAAUCCUCCCUUCCCCUUUCCCUUCUUGACAAUUACUGUUGGAUUUUAUGCACCAAUGAUUUUUAUGAGCUGAAUCAGCAGACGUUUUGCUUUGAUGUUACUGCUUUAAAUAAAACCACCUGCAUCACUAA